UUUAAUUUAAUUAUAAUCAUAUGUAAUAAUUAACACAUUGUAAGGUAAACGUUAACGUUUGUGAUUAACAUAAUUUUGAGUUCAGUUAAUUAUAUCAUGUCUGGUAGUUAUCUCAUGUUAAGGUAAACAUAAAUGUUUGUGGAUAACAGGGCAACCUUGAUGUUUCUGGGUCGGUGUUCCAUAACGUACCAACUUAAGUGUAAUUAGCUUUCUUGGUCCUUCACUGUUUAGUUUGCCUUCAAAUCUAAAACACGUAUUAUUUGGAUUACCACUACAACACAGUUGUGCUAGCAUUGAACUAUUACAACCUGUUGUAGAAGAACAUUGAUUCCUCCAGAAAGUUUGUUGCCAUUCAUUUAUGGAUUCUGUGUUGUAGUCUACACUGCAUACAUUAACCAUAUCCACAUUCAUUAAUGUAGAAAUAGAAGCAUUUUUGUCUACAAUACUGACUGGGAGAGGAUCUAUUCAGUAGAAAAUGUAUCUGCAUUGUAUAUUUUCCACAAAUGUAAAUCCAUGGGAUUUAAGACAAGAAACUGAGUCAUAAUAGAGACUGACAUUUCUUAAUUUUUAAGAAUUCCUCAAGAAUUGAAAUGGAGGACAUAAAUGAGUUGGACACUUCUAACAUAACUGUUUUUAACAAUGUAGACACAAUUACACAGACAUUCAGUGGUGAGAAACCAUUAGCAAGUGAAACACUUAAUAAGAAAACAUCGGUAAGCAGAAAUAUUUACUGUGAAAUAUGUGGAAAAUCUUUUGCCUCGAACAGUAAUUUAACAAAGCACAAAAGAAUCCACACUGGAGAAAAGCCAUUUCAGUGUGAAAUAUGCGGGAAAGCCUUCACUCAAAAUUCUCAUCUUGUUGUUCAUAUACGUAGUCAUACAGGAGAAAAACCAUUCCGCUGUAAAAUAUGUGACAAAUCUUUUGUUUCUGACAGUGAUUUAACAAGACACAAAGUCAUACACUCUGGAGAAAAACCGUAUCACUGUCAAAUAUGUGGAAAAUCUUUCACCAAUAAUUCAAAUCUUGUUAUCCACAUACGUAGUCACACUGGAGAAAAACCCUUCUGCUGUGAAUUAUGUGGAAAAUCUUUUGUUUCCAAUAUUCAUUUAACAAGCCACAAAAGAAUACACACUGGAGAAAACCUCUGUUAUUGCAAAAUCUGUGGGAAAUCGUUCAUUAAUAAUUCAAAACUUGUUAUCCACAAAAGUAGUCACACUGGAGAAAAACCCUGUCAUUGUGAAAUAUGUGGUAAAUCAUUUGUCUCUAACAGUAAUUUAACAAGACACAAACUAAUACACACUGGAGAAAAAUCCUUCCACUGUGAAAUAUGUGGGAAGUCUUUUGUCUCCAACAUUAUUCUAACAAAGCACAAAAGAAUCCACACUGGAGAAAAACCAUUUCACUGUGAAACAUGUGGGAAAUCAUUCUCUGUCAAUUCCAGUCUUGUAGUUCACAACCGUAGUCACACUGGAGAGAAGCCUUUUCACUGUGAAAUAUGUGGGAAAUCUUUUGUUGAGAAUUCUAAACUGACCAUUCACAUACGUAGUCACACUGGAGAAAAACCAUAUCGCUGUGAAGUGUGUGGGAAAUCUUUUGUUAAUAAUAGUGAUCUAACAAAACACAAAAGAAUACACACUGGAGAGAAACCUUAUCAUUGUGAUAUAUGUGGGAAAUCUUUUAAGACUAACAGUCACUUAAAGGCACACAAACGAAUACACACUAGAAAGAAUUCUUUUAACUGUGAAAUGUGAGAAAUUCUUUGGUUACAAAUCUAAACUUGUAGUCCACCAACAUACACUCAUUGGAGAACAUUUAUCAUGGUGAAAUAUGAUGGAAAUCAAUGUCUUGGAAUUAUCAUUUUUCUAUCAGUGUACUCUCAUUUGAUAAUAACGCUUCCGCUAAAAUAUUUUGGAAAGCCUUUUUUCAUCAUCAUCAUCAUCGUCGUCGUUUAACGUCCGCUUUCCAUACUAGCAUGGGUUGGACGAUUUGACUGAUCAACAACACCUAGAUCAACAUCUGUAACCGGUGUGAAUUCCCAGCAAGGAUAAAAAGGAACUUCACCAUGCACAACAAUAGAAUGCUUACAUUUUACCAUCUUAUUGAGAUGCAUAAACAUGGACCUCAGACCCAUAGUCUCUGGUAUAGAGAGACCAUUCUACAAAAUCUCAUGGCUCCUAUCCAGAAUCCUGAAACCCCUACUGUCAACUUUCCCAGGUCAUGUCAACAGCUCAGACGAGGUCAUCCAACAACUGCUUUGUCUCAAACCUGACAUGCUCAGACACAACAGGUAUACUUUCAGUUUAGACCUGGUCUCCCUAUACACCUCGGUUCCCAUGAUUGACCCAAUCAGAGAAUGUAUUGCCUCCUUGAACCUAAACUGCUUCAGAUUUACCUCCUCUGACAUUCACCAGCUACUAUCAGUUAUAGUCACCAACACACUUUGAUUUCUUGGACAACACCUACAAAAAGUAUUCAGGCCUGCUUAUGGGGUCCAGCCUCUCAGGCCUGCUCACUAUUGCUUCUUUAGACUGGUUGGAGCAUAGGGCACAAAGCGUCUGCCAUGCAUAUACCUUUUUCAUCAGGUCUGUGGACAACAUUCUCAUGCUCGCCCCAUCCCAAAAAGAUGUCUCCACUAUACUGGAGAAGUUCAAUAAAAUGAACCAAUGUAUUAGCUUCACCAUUGAACACCUUAACAGUGAUGGUUUUCUCUUCUUGCUCGACUUUCAGCUAAACAUCAUGGACGAGGGGAAAAUUGACACAGUGUUCUACAGAAAAUAUACUUGCCAGGACCUCUUCAUCUGCUAUAAAUUGGCCCUCUCUAUCAUGGCCAAGAUGAACUAUGAACAUAACAAGAUCAACCAGAUAUGCAAAAGAUGCAGUGACCACACCAGCUGGGUUGCACAUGUUACUCAGUUCCUAAAGACACUUGGGGGCCAACUGAUAUCCUACAUCCAUUUCUAACUCCAUACCAGAAUACAGGCCAGCUAAAUGUCACAGGAAUCUCUCUAAAGCUUGUUUCCUGAAGAUUCCUCACUUCAAUGAGAAAACCACCUUGGCCAUCUACAAGGCUAUCUGCAGGGAAGGACUCAACAUUUGGUUGGCCCAUUCAGGACCGUCGCUAUGCAAACACCUAUUAAUGAAGUGGUCAUGUGCAGUACAACAGCCCUGCACACUAACAAACUGUCCCAUUCGCAACUCUAAUGUGCGCUUACAUAUGUGCGAAGUAUACCAAAUAUGAUGCUCCAAAUGUGACAACCACUACAUUGGUAGCACAACACAACCACUACAUGUCUGAAUUAAGGAGCAUCUCACCACCAUGUCCUCCUUCUGCAAGUAUCUGACCAGAUGUGGCAACACCACCAAGGAAAUAGAUGCCUCCAUUCUAGCCUCUGAGAAUAACACUGGCAAUCUCUCUAUAUAUGAAACUGAGAAUGUGUGUCUGUCUGUAUGUGUACUUCACUAAAACUCAAGAAUUACCCAUCCAAUUUUAUUCAAAUUUUACAUAUGUAUUACUCAGGGUCCAUGGAGUGUCAUGGGCUAAAAAAAUUUUCAACUUCCAACCUAAUGUGGGCCCGGAGCAAUCUCUUAGACUGGUUCGGUAUUACGUGUCAAAAGUGAAAAAAUAACAUCUAUAUUGUAAUGUGAUAUAAUAUUGUUUCAUUUUUAUUCUUUCACUUUUAAUAUUUGCAGCACGGAAGGUGUUUAUAAGCCA
Octopus bimaculoides (California two-spot octopus) is the source of this 3712-nucleotide messenger RNA. RefSeq lists its product as uncharacterized. Gene Ontology annotation, molecular function: RNA polymerase II cis-regulatory region sequence-specific DNA binding; DNA-binding transcription activator activity, RNA polymerase II-specific. NCBI's taxonomy places the organism in Eukaryota, Metazoa, Mollusca, Cephalopoda, Octopoda, Octopodidae. Gene Ontology annotation, cellular component: nucleus. The record is from RefSeq and is a predicted model, not a curated record. Gene Ontology annotation, biological process: regulation of transcription by RNA polymerase II.